GGUUGCCCUAGUGCUUACUAGAUCUUCCUGUCCUUUGCUUCUUCUUCUCGCAGCAUGCAAUGUCUCCUCGUUGACAGACGAAAUGAAGAAGAAGAAUGUAGAGUUUUUAUAGAAAAUGACUAAAUUUCUAAAUGUGGUAAUCGCUAUCCUAUCAGCAGGUUUAAUCAUUCAAUAUCUGUUUGGAUUUACAGCAUUUCUAGUGUACUGCGCAUGUCUAGUAAGUUGCUACUUGUUUCUGAAGCAAACUGGGCCUUCCCAACCGGAGGAGGAGAGUCUCUGGCUUUCUACUGUGGUCAACUUCUGCCAGAACUUUGGCCGAAAUAUACCCGACAAGUGUGGCAAAGUCGUCAAAGCAGACGGCUCGAAAGGAAACCUAUAUCCGAAUUUGAACUGGAGCAAUCGAAACGAAAAACUUUGGGACAACAAACACCGUCAAAAUACGAUUUCAUCUGUCUUGGCUGCUAUGUUUGGAGAAGGUAGGACAAGCUUCUCUUUGUUUUCACUGUUUAAGCGAAACAAUAAGGAUGGUGGGGCCUCGAAAACGCCUUCGUCUUCCGAUGGGAUCCGCUAUAUUAGUCGGAAGAGAAACCUCAACAAAAGAAGUACUGCAGUUGACGGUGAUUUGCCUGGUUCAUCUCCGAUGGCGAGAUGCACAGCCUACACACCGAUGUCUCCCAGACAUCACCAGCGACAUAGAAACAGAAGCACUAAUAUGAACACACCUAACGAACAAUUAAGGACUAACAGCGGUGGUGGGAAAUUCCGUAGUCCUGGUACCAACAGUGGUAAUAGGACUUAUCUCUUGUCGCCGCUCCCUCGUUUCCAUAGAACAGCACCAGAAAUGCAAGAAAGGCCAGUAAUAAGUCCAGUUGGUUUCACCCCUCAUGCCUUGCAACGACCAGAAGUCUGUUACCCUUCCAGAAGUGUACCAGGUGUCCUACCACUUGUCAAUCUAGAAAAGAAAAUCAAGAUUCCACUUCUUGAGACAAAUGUCAACAAAUUACGGAGUCCAGUGACUGUUCGGAUUGCACCACCGGAAACUGGAGCCAUCCAUAGUCCAAAGUUUACUUCUCUGAAACAUGAUAUACCAACCGCAACUAGUCCUGGAGAUGUCUUGACUGCACUACGAGAAGGCAGCCGAAAACGGGCCAACACUGAAGAGGAGUCGGUGAUCAUGAUUAACAGCUUGAAUGCUAAAAGGCGGCGUCAAGAAAGUAACCAUUCUACUGCUUCAUCUUCCUCAUCUAUACCGUCACUCUCUGAUUUCCUUCCGGAUCUUGCCCUGUGUAACUUCUCACCAAGCUACAUGUCCCCUGACACCGCACGCUACAUGUCAUCACCAGCUGUUUCGGCAGCCAUGUCCGUUGACGAAAGUGGCAGUGGCGGCGGCGGCGGCACCGGCAGCAGCAAGCGUCCAGCAGCCUAUUGUCUUCAUUCUCCAAAUUCAGAAGGGUCACCAAAUCUAAAACGUUCUCGUUACAGAUCCAAAAAUAACCCUAUUCUAAGUUCAUUGAGUUCGAGCCACCGGUAUAUGAAACGGCAGAAAGAAAUUCGAAAGCGCAAGCUUUCUGACUCAGCUGAUGAUGGUUCCUUCCAGCAUCUGAGACAAUCCAAGGAAAACUAUGAGGACAUUUCUGAACUAGAAACAGAGAAACCUCUUGGCAAAGUUAUGAAACCAAGCCUGGACCUAUCAGGGAAAGAAGACAGUCUUGUAGACACCUCAUCAGAGAAACUACCUGAACACACACCUCAGUUAACAAGUAACACAAGUCCUGGGGAAAGUAAAAAAACUGCAGCAGAUCUCCCUAGGAGGAAGCUUUUAAGUUUUACCACACCAGGUGUUAAUUUGGACAAACUAUCAUAUGCUAAUGUUUACGCAACCAAGCAAGAUUAUGAGAACGACCGCAAAGCUGAACAGGAGAGGGUUGAAAAGAUGCUGGAUAGUAUUGCCAAUGACAAGGCUUCAAAUACAGACAAAGACCUCAUGAUUGCAAAGACAGGCAUUGAGAUCUCUAAAAACUUAAUUUCUUCUACAAAAUCUCUGGAAACUUCUACCAGCAAAUCCUCAACAGAUGCCAGUCAAACAACUGCAACCACUUCUGGCUCUUUGUCUCUGUCUUCUCCAUCAUCCCUUCUCUCAUCAGCUGCACCAGCAGCAACAACAACAACAACCACUACAACAGCCUGGUCUGUAACAGCAUCGUUGUCGCCUAAGUCCAUAGCAACUACUACAACUCUCACUUCAUCACCAUCAUCAUCAGAACAGCCCACCCGCCUCACAUCCAACACUACAUCAAUCAAUUCCAUGAUCACACCCUUACCUUCAUUAUCAACGUCAGUUUAUCCAAAGGCUUCAGAUGCCAAACUCACAGCACCAUCAUCAUCAUCAUCGCCGUCGUCGUCAUCAUCACCAACCUCACAAAUCCAGAUGAAAAGCAAUUUUCCAUUCAACUCAAAAGUGACGAGUCCUUCAAGUUCAACAACAGCACAGCCUAGUGUAUCUCUAACUGCUCCCCAACCGAGCACAACUUGUACAACUGUCAGCAGUUCCAGCCUUCCAGGAACCAGUUCGAAUUCUGGUUUUCAAUUUAUUAUCACAUCCAGUCCAAAUGUUACAGCUGCCCCUACAGGAUCUUUUCCUGCUAACGUCAGCUCCCCAUUUAGUGCACCCAGUGCCUCUCUGAGUGUGCCACCUGUCUCCCCAGUUUCUUCUCCAUUGUCAACUCCAUCAGCCACCACUACUAUUGAUGCCAUGAAGUCUCCAUCCUCUUCCACUUCGGCCCCUUCAACUGCAGGUUUUUCUGUCAGUCCAAAAGCAGGCUUUGCGUUUCCUACAACCAUUGGAAAUCUUUUUGGUGCAGGUACUUCUGUCGUGAGCUCAGCCGCCACAACCCCAGCGGCUGCACAGAAAGUAGAUGCAACGAAUGCAUCGCCUGCCAGUUUCCCGUCUUUUAAAGCAGACACUAGUCCGAGUACCGGCUCAAAUGUCAUUUCAACCUCAGCAACAAACACAUCAGGAUUAUUUGUAUUUGGAAAUGCUGCAGCCAGCCAGAAUGAGCCAACCAGCAACACUGCAGCUGCAUCUUCUGUUGCAUUUGGUGCACCAAACACUACCCCUGCAAAAUUUGUCUUUAAUGCAUCCUCUAAUACUACCACCAUUACUAGCACUACUACUACUGCCACUACUACAACAGCUGCCUUUGGGGGGUUCUCAUUACCCUUUGGAACCUCCUCUUCUACUGCUGCUCCUGUCUUUGGAGCUUCCACUUCUACCGCUGCUCCUGUCUUUGGAGCCUCCACCUCUACUGCUGCUCCUGUCUUUGGGGCCUCUACUUCUACUGCUGCUCCUGUCUUUGGAGCCUCCACCUCUUCCACUACCCCUGUCUUUGGAGCCUCGACUUCUGCCACUGCUCCUGUCUUUGGAGGCUCCACUUCUUCUACUGCUCCUGUCUUUGGAGCCUCCACUUCUACCACUACUCCUGUCUUUGGAGCCUCCACUUCUACCACUACUCCUGUCUUUGGAACCUCCUCUUCUUCAGCUACUCCUGUCUUUGGAGCCUCCACUUCUACGACUACUCCUGUCUUUGGAGCUUCCACAUCUGCCGCACCUUCUAUCUUUGGAUCUUCCACUUCUACCACUGCCCCUGUUUUUGGAGCUGUUUCUUCUACCACUGCUCCUGUCUUUGGAUCAUCUACUACCUCUGCACCUAUCUUUGGUACUUCUACAACCAAAACUUCACAAGUAUUUGGUGCUUCCCCUUCUGCAGCUGCCCCUAUUUUUGGCUCUCCUUCAACUGCUACUUCAUCUGGUCUAGGUACAUCUACAUCAUCUAUCUUUGGGGCUUCCACCUCCUUACCUGCACCUGUUUUCAGAGUUCCUUCUUCUACCGUGUCCUCCAUCUUUGGGUCUUCAAGCACCACCACAGCAACACCAGCAGCAACCAACACUACAGCGACAACUGCUGCAGCAGCACCAUCUUCAAAUUCUAUCUUUAAAGUACCUCAAACGGCUGCAGCAUCACCAAUCUUUGGUGGCUCUAGCAUCGUCAGCACUGCUACUGUCUUUGCUACACCAGCUACAGCACUGAACAUCUUCAGCACACCUACAGCCACCGCAAGCUCUGCGUUUGGUGCACCCAGCAUGGUUGCAUCUACAAAGACGCUUUCCUCGACAACCAAACCUGCUGCUGCAGCCAUAUUCUCAAACCCUUCCACAUUUGGCAGCUUCAAAGAUGCAUCUCAGACAGGCCAGGCCCAAGCUGCUGCUCCUUCAGCCACCACAAAUGUUUUCGGCUCCAAUACUUCCAGCCCAUCUGCUGGGUUUAAUUUUGCUCUUAUCAAUUCCACAAGUAAACCUCCUUCGAGUAUAUUUGGCUCAGCUAAUGCACAGUCUCCAACACCAGCUGUCAUCUUUGGCAGUAGUGGACAACAACAACAACAGCAGCAGCAGCAGCAGCAAAAGCCUGACCAGAAGUUUAAUUUCGCUCUCAAUUCCAACAGCGGAAGUCAAGUUCCUUUUGGGAAUCAACCAACUCCUUUUAGAUCUGGGUUUGAAAGCAAACCCAGCAUCUUCAGUGGCCAGCCAGGUGCUGCAGAAUCGACUGCCGUUAAACCCCCAGCUAUUUUCGGUCAAGUGCCUAACACCACUGCUGCCACUGGACCCGCUGCAAGCAUGGCAAAGCCAUUGUUUGGACCACUCAAUACUCCUGGGUUUGCAGCAACACCCAAUGCUCAGUCAGGUGGUAACCCGGCCAUAUUCGGUGGGCCAGUUGCUACAGCAACUGCCACAACAAAACCAGCCGAUGGAGCUAAUGCCCAAAAUACAAAGAUAUUCACUUUUGGUAAGACUCCAAGCACCCAGUCUGGUACUAGCCAAGGUUAUGACUUCAGCGCUUCCAUGGCAGGGACUUCACAGUUUAAUUUUGGUCAAACAACUGCAAUGUUCAAUGUCGGUUCAGGAAGUACAGCCCCGAAAAUGAGAUCUAAUAACAAAGCUCGACGGCGUGGUGGUAAAAAAUAACUUGGUGCAAAGGAAACCAGAUUGGGAUUUGAAGUAUGUUCCACCCGACAGCAUAUUGAAAGCCUGUUUGUUCGUAGGCUUUUCUAACCAAUGUAAAUUGCUGUUGGUGGCGGUGGUGACGGUGGCGGUGGUGUUGCAGGCAAUGAGUUUGUUUGUUUCAUUUGUGAACUUACUGCUACAGUGCAUCUAUACUGAUCGUAUUUUCUGUCACUGUUGUUGCAGAACGGGAAUGUGAGUGGUCAGUGUAUUUAGAUCCCUACUUGAAAGGUUCAGGUGAAGAAUGUCAACAAAAAAAAAAAAAAAAAAAAAAAAAAAAAAAAAAAGAAAAGAAAUACGUACACACACACACACACACACACACACACCUAACACAAACAUACAGAUGCAUCACCACCUAAGAAAUGAAUUUUGGUAAGGCAAUAAAUCUGAUGAGAAAUGUUAUUCCAUGUACAAAACUUUGUUUAUGGUUUAAAGAUUAAAUGUGAGAAACGGUAUGCCACUAUAUUCCGUACUGCUAACAGAUGCAUCAUUUUAAGGACUUAAAGGACAUUUUUAAGCAAAUACCAAGGAAAACCCGAAGACCUCACAUGACUAAGACAUUUAACCAGAUCAAUAGGAUUAUAAUAGUAUCCAUUUUUAUAUGUUUUAUUUUUCUUUCUUUUUCUGUCCUUCUUUCUCUCCAUAAAUUUAUUAAGCAUUAA
Molecule: messenger RNA, 5721 nt
Organism: Octopus bimaculoides (California two-spot octopus)
Lineage: Eukaryota; Metazoa; Mollusca; Cephalopoda; Octopoda; Octopodidae
Biological process (GO): protein import into nucleus; RNA export from nucleus
Cellular component (GO): nuclear pore
Molecular function (GO): structural constituent of nuclear pore
Source: RefSeq, a predicted model, not a curated record